AUGCACUCGAUAAGAUCACAUAUAUUAAGAUCUUCUAAACGUUACAUAUCUGCAUCCACCAAGAGAUUGGCAGAAGUUGAAGUCACAGUGGAUGGUAGAAAAGUUUCUAUCGAAGCUGGAUCUUCAAUUAUUCAAGCUGCUGAAUUGGCAGGUGUUACUAUCCCACGUUAUUGUUAUCAUGAAAAAUUAGCCGUUGCAGGUAACUGUCGUAUGUGUUUAGUUGAUGUUGAAAGAAUGCCAAAAUUAAUUGCUUCAUGUGCCAUGCCUGUAGCAAAUGGUAUGGUUGUUCAUACUGAUUCUGAAAGAAUUAAAAAAGCCAGAGAAGGUGUCACUGAAAUGUUAUUGGAAAACCAUCCAUUGGAUUGUCCUGUUUGUGACCAAGGUGGGGAAUGUGAUUUACAAGAACAAUCCCAAAGAUAUGGUUCUGAUCGUGGUAGAUUCCUGGAAGUUGUUGGUAAAAGAGCCGUUGAAAAUAAAGCCAUUGGUCCAUUAGUUAAAACUUCUAUGAACAGAUGUAUUCACUGUACCAGAUGUGUUCGUUUUAUGAAUGAUGUUGCUGGUGCUCCAGAAUUUGGUACUGCUGGUAGAGGUAAUGAUAUGCAAAUUGGUACUUAUAUUGAAAGAAACAUCAAUUCAGAAAUGUCUGGUAACAUCAUUGAUUUAUGUCCUGUUGGUGCUUUAACUUCUAAACCAUAUGCUUUUAGAGCAAGACCAUGGGAAUUGAAGAGAACUGAAACUAUUGAUGUUUUGGAUGCCAUUGGUUCUAAUGUCAGAGUCGACACCAGAGGUAUUGAAGUUAUGAGAGUUUUACCAAGAUUGAAUGACGAUGUUAAUGAAGAAUGGAUUUCUGAUAAAACUAGAUUUGCCUGUGAUGGUUUGAAAACUCAACGUUUGACUACUCCAUUGAUUAGAAACGGUGAUAAAUUUGAAACAGCCACUUGGGAUGAAGCUUUAUCUACUAUUGCUUCUGCAUAUGCCAAGAUUCAACCAAAAGAUGGUGAAUUGAAAGCCAUUGCUGGUGCUUUAACUGAUGCUGAAUCUUUGGUUGCUUUGAAAGAUUUGACCAACAAAUUGGGUUCUGAAAAUGUUACUACUGAUGUUAAACAAGCUGUCAAUGCUCAUGGUUUUGAUAUCAGAUCCAACUAUAUCUUCAACUCUACUAUUGAUGGUAUUGAAGACGCUGAUCAAAUUUUGUUGGUUGGUACUAACCCAAGAUUUGAAGCUGCUGUGUUGAACUCUAGAAUUAGAAAAGUCUGGUUGAGAUCUAAUUUGGAAAUUUCCUCUGUUGGUCAAGAAUUUGAUUCUACUUUUGAUGUUGCCAACUUGGGACAAGAUGCCGGUGCUUUAGAAAAAGCUCUUGGUGGUGAACUUGGUAAGAAAUUAGGUGAAGCCAAGAAACCAUUGAUUAUUGUUGGUUCUGGUGUUGCUGAAUCUAAAGAUGCCGAAUCUAUUUAUAAAUUGGUUGGUGAAUUUGCCACCAAACAUGCAAAUUUCAAUACAGCUGAAUGGAAUGGUGUUAAUUUGUUGCAUCGUGAAGCUUCUAGAGUUGGUGCUUUAGAUAUUGGUUUCAGCAGUUUAACUCAAGAUCCUACCAAACCAAAAUUCAUUUACUUGUUGGGAGCUGAUGAAAUUACCAAUAAAGAUAUUCCAAGAGAUGCAUUUGUAGUAUACCAAGGUCAUCAUGGUGAUAUUGGUGCUUCAUUUGCUGAUGUUAUCUUGCCAGGUUCUGCAUACACUGAAAAAUCAGGUACUUAUGUCAACACUGAAGGUAGAACUCAAGUUACUAGAGCUGCCACUAAUGCACCAGGUGUUGCUAGAGAAGAUUGGAAGAUUAUUAGAGCAUUAUCUGAAUAUUUGAAUGCUAAAUUGCCGUAUGAUGAUAUUAUAAGUGUAAGAAUGAGAUUAGGAGAAAUUGCCCCACAUUUGGUUAGACAUGAUGUUGUUGAACCAGUAUCACAAGAAAUUGCCAAGAUUGGUUUUACUGAUUUGAUAAAUAAGAAUAAAUCUGCCACUAUAUUUGGAGAACCAUUGAAGAAUCCAAUUGAUAAUUUCUAUUUCACUGAUGUUAUUUCUAGAUCUUCCCCAACAAUGGCUAAAUGUGUUUCAUCAUUUGGUGCUAAAAUAGAUAAAGUCAAAGAUGAAAAACCAGACAUUAACUUUUAA
Candida tropicalis MYA-3404 is the source of this 2163-nucleotide messenger RNA. RefSeq lists its product as uncharacterized. Lineage: Eukaryota; Fungi; Ascomycota; Pichiomycetes; Serinales; Debaryomycetaceae. Gene Ontology annotation, biological process: ATP synthesis coupled electron transport. The transcript has a single exon. The record is from RefSeq and is a predicted model, not a curated record. Gene Ontology annotation, molecular function: NADH dehydrogenase (ubiquinone) activity; iron-sulfur cluster binding. Gene Ontology annotation, cellular component: membrane. Bases 1 to 2163 code for a protein of 720 amino acids.